Messenger RNA from Periconia digitata, 536 nucleotides. The record is from the annotation of a GenBank genome assembly. Lineage: Eukaryota; Fungi; Ascomycota; Dothideomycetes; Pleosporales; Periconiaceae.
GUAACGGGAAAGAAAAAGAGAAAAAAAAAACGGGGAAAAGAGGGGGGGAAGGAGAAACAAGCGGCGCUCUUCUCUACUAAACCAUUCAUAAUGUCAUCAUCACCACCAUGGACAACUUUGUGGCCUGAGAUGCAGUUGUUGAAUUUUCCCAUGAGGGACCGUGCGCUCAAGGUUUCAGUCCGGUCUGGGAUUUUUUUUUGCCUCUCUCUCUCUCUCUUCUUACAUAUUGUGUCCAUAUAUCCAUUCGUCCGAACUGCCUGUCUGUUUGAUAGCAAGACUGUUGUGGCGGUGCAAGAUCCAUUGUGCCCACCACGACGAGAAACGGAAUACGAGUACGAGGGGACGGUGAUAGCCGCAGGACCCUCUUUUCUUUUUGCUGGUGUGUGAGUGCUGCUUGGCAAUGCGCAAACGGCUGAUCCUUUCUGAGUGGUUUUCUUCUUCUUCUUUUUUCCAAUGCAUGCAUGAAUGGUUGGAUCGACGGGACUUUGGAUUGGGGAUUCUCGUUAUCUGCUCUCUUUCUUUCCCCCAAAGUAAAC